UCAAUCAAUGAGAGAGAAAGGAGGGCAGAUGGACAAUCAGUGAGUCGGGGGAGGAGGCUUUGUAUGAUUGGAGACGAUGACUCUAACGCCGCGGAGGAGGAGCGCCACCCAUAACCGUUCCUCUUCAUCGCCAUUUCUGGCCCUGAAGCUCAGUUGCUGUAGUGGCAUCGACCUCUCCCUCAUCCCCCAUUCCGCCAUAACCCAUCACCUUGUUUUGCACCUUCUCGAUCGAUCGUCCCGCUGUAGGCCCCGGAACCCAACUGGAGCAUUGCUUUGGUUGGCUGGUACAUUUUUUCUGUUUGUGGGUAUUGAAGCUGCGGAUUGUGGAGUGGGUGAGUUAGACCCAGUUUAUAGAUCUCAGGGUUUUGCUUGCGAGGGAGUAGAUGAGAGUACAAGCUGGUGAGGAUCGUGGAAAAGCGAGGAGGGUGAGUAUGGUGUGGUGAAUGUGGACGGGGAUGUUUUAGUAUCCUGGCGGUUCUGGAGGCUGUGACGCGGGGAGAUUUGGUGGUGGGUCGUGCUUCUCAGGGGAGGAGAGCCCCAGGAGGAGUGGGAAACCAUGGCGGCCACCAGUGGCUUGCUGAGAGCUCUUGUGGUGAUGGUGCUGGCGGUGGCUCUGUUUCCCGUGGCGUUUGCCGAGAUCAAGCACUUGUCGAUUAAGAACGACGCGCGUCCUAUCAUUCCGUUUGAGACUUUUGGGUUUUCCAUAGGAGGUGAGGUUUCUGUCAUAGUGUCGGAGGUGGAGGUGAAGGAACCUGGGGCUGAUAGGAGCCGAAUGGGGUUCUUUCUUUCGACCAUGGAUGAUCUUGUUCCCGUGAUCGCCCAGUUGGAGGCACAAGGGAAGAACUGCCUUCUCGACAGCGCGUCGAUGCACACGUUGUUCACGUUGGCUGAGACCGACAAAUUCAACUACACGCAUCAGGUGUUUCAGUCCAAUGAAUACAGCCUUUUCUUUGAGAAUUGUGUGAAGACCGAGGUCUCCAUGGAAGUGGUGACCUCAAUGUACAAUGUGGAGAAUGGCUUCAGGGAUUUCUUGCCGGUUGGCCAAACCGUGCUCCCAAGGAUGUAUUUCCUAUUCUUUUUGAUUAAUGUUGCGCUUUUGGGAAUUUGGAUCUACGUGUGCUGGGCCCAGAAAGAAUCGGUGCACCGCAUCCACCUUUUGAUGGGUCUUUUGGUCGUGUUGAAGGCGCUGAACAUGAUCUGUGAGGCAGAAGACAAGCAAUAUGUGAAGAGGACAGGAGAACCACAUGGAUGGGAUGUUGCUUACUAUAUCUUCAACUUCCUCCGAGGCUUGCUCCUCUUCAGCGUUAUCGUCCUCAUCGGAACUGGAUGGUCAUUCCUGAAGCCAUUCCUUCAGGACAAGGAGAAGAAGGUACUCAUGGUGAUCAUUCCUCUCCAGGUGUUCGCUAAUACAGCUUACAUCGUCUACGAUGAAGCUGGGCCCUCAACCAAGGACUUCUUCACCUGGAAGCAAGUUUUUCUGUUAUUAGAUAUCAUCUGUUGCUGCGCAGUCUUAUUCCCUAUCGUCUGGUCCAUUAAGCAUCUGAGAGAGGCUGCUCGCACUGAUGGUAAGGCUGCUAGGAACCUUGCGAAGCUUACUCUGUUCCGCCAAUUUUACAUUGUAGUUGUAAGUUACAUUUACUUCACACGCAUAGUUGUGUUCGCUCUGUUCACUGUUACCGUCUAUCGAUACCGAUGGACAAGCAAGUUCGCUGAGGAGGCUGCCAAUCUCGCCUUCUACAUCUACACUGGGUAUAAGUUCAGGCCGGUUGUGCACAACCCUUACUUUGUACUCGACGACGACGAAGAGGAGGCUGCGGCACAUGAGGCUUUGAAGGAUGAUGAAUUCGACCUCUAAAGUUGUCACAUUGCACGGAGCCAAGGCAUUAUUGAAGGAGCGUAGACGAGCUAGCAGGCUGGAGUUCCUCUUGACGGAUCGCGCCAGCCCAUGCUCGGAAAUGCUGGAGCUGCAUAUCGCAUCUCAACAUGGGGGAAAGUUAGCUUUUGUUUUAACGAUUCGUAGGCAAGUGUGGGCAUUAUGAUGGCUGCAGCAGCUCCUCCAUUGCUGGUUUGAACUUUUAUUCAACUAGAUUUUCUCCAUGCAUACCGAACUUAAGUCAUCUGAUUUCCAUUUAGUUUUGAUGAAGAUGGUAUAGUUUCCCGCCCUUGAACCUUUUUGUUUUCAAGCAGUUGUCUUGCACUUACUGAAAUGCGGUGGUUUCAUCCGAAACCAUUGACUGGAUGCCCGUUUUUACGAGCUUAAUCUGGUCGGGUAACAUCCUGUACCCUAAUCAAGUGCUUAUGUUUAGAAUCGUCCUCUCAGAAGGGAUAAUGUUCAACAGUUUUGUGUGAAUAGUGUUCUGCUGUUCUUUAACACUU
Molecule: messenger RNA, 2376 nt
Organism: Physcomitrium patens
Lineage: Eukaryota; Viridiplantae; Streptophyta; Bryopsida; Funariales; Funariaceae
Product: protein CANDIDATE G PROTEIN-COUPLED RECEPTOR 7
Biological process (GO): transport
Cellular component (GO): Golgi apparatus; membrane
Source: RefSeq, a predicted model, not a curated record